This is a messenger RNA of Echinostoma caproni, 474 nucleotides long. The record is from the annotation of a GenBank genome assembly. Lineage: Eukaryota; Metazoa; Platyhelminthes; Trematoda; Plagiorchiida; Echinostomatidae.
AUGGAUGCCUCGAAGUCACGGGUUCUAAGCAAUCAGAGUAAACCGGAAAAAGAGCGUCGGAAAUCAGUGGAAGAAAUUGCUCGUGCGUUGAGCAGUUUGCGCGAGCUCCUCACGGACAAGUCUGACACUCGAUUGACCGGUCGUGAACGGGAUGCCGAACUAUCUAAUUCAGAACGAACCAGAAUUAACGAAAUCAUCACAGAUGUCACACAUGAACUGAUCAAUCUGAAUAUGUUGCCACUGUUGAUCGCCAACCUGGACGUAAUCGAAUUUGAGAGUUCGAAACAUGUUGUCGACCUGUUCGGUCAUGUGAUGCGUCGUCAAGUGGGCUCUUACAAUCCGGCUGCUCAAUAUCUGUUGGCUAAUCCAAAUAUCCUAGUCUCGCUCCUUCAAGGCUACUCAAAACCGGACCGAGCAAUUCAUUACGGUGCAGUAAGUUUCAUUCACGCUGUUCGUUUUGAUUAUAAAUUCUAA